Molecule: messenger RNA, 470 nt
Organism: Brienomyrus brachyistius
Lineage: Eukaryota; Metazoa; Chordata; Actinopteri; Osteoglossiformes; Mormyridae
Gene: ferd3l
Product: transcription factor Atoh1
Exons: 1
Coding region: 30-470 (146 amino acids)
Biological process (GO): regulation of transcription by RNA polymerase II; developmental process
Molecular function (GO): protein dimerization activity; RNA polymerase II transcription regulatory region sequence-specific DNA binding; DNA-binding transcription factor activity, RNA polymerase II-specific
Source: RefSeq, a predicted model, not a curated record
UGAAGAUGACCCCAUGAUUUCAAAGCACAAUGGAAAUCCAAGGGCUGCUUUUGGACACGAUGCUCACGGACUUCGCUGACGUUGACUUUCUGGAGAUACCCCAGAAGCAGACCACGUCCGUGUCCGCGGAGAGCGUGGGCUGCCGGGGCCUGUAUUACGGUAUGUCCCCCGGGCGCGGAGACGUGAUCCUCUCCUCGGAAAGGGCGUCUCUGCGAGUGGGAAAGGCGCCCGUGUGCGGCGCGGUGCCAUCGGCGGGCAGGUCAAAGCGAAAACGGGUGAUCAGCACGGUGCAGCGGCAGGCGGCCAACAUCAGAGAGCGCAGAAGAAUGUUCAGCCUGAACGAAGCUUUUGAUGAGCUACGAAAGAAAGUCCCCACCUUCGCUUAUGAGAAAAGAUUAUCGAGGAUCGAAACUCUGCGACUUGCCAUUGUAUACAUUUCAUUCAUGACAGAUCUAUUGAGCAUGAAAUAA